Molecule: messenger RNA, 622 nt
Organism: Fukomys damarensis (Damara mole-rat)
Lineage: Eukaryota; Metazoa; Chordata; Mammalia; Rodentia; Bathyergidae
Product: ubiquitin-conjugating enzyme E2 G1-like
Exons: 1
Biological process (GO): protein polyubiquitination; proteasome-mediated ubiquitin-dependent protein catabolic process
Molecular function (GO): ubiquitin conjugating enzyme activity
Source: RefSeq, a predicted model, not a curated record
UGGUGGUCCUCCUACCUCAGCCUCCCUAGUGCUGGGAUUACAGAACUCAACAAAAAUCCAGUGGAAGGCUUUUCAGCAGGUUUAAUAGAUGACAAUGAUCUCUACCGGUGGGAAGUUCUUAUUACUGGGCCUCCUGAUACACUUUAUGAAGGUGGUGUUUUUAAGGCUCAUCUCACUUUCCCAAAAGAUUAUCCCCUCCGGCCUCCUAAAAUGAAAUUCAUUACAGAAAUAUGGCACCCCAAUGUUGAUAAAAAUGGUGAUGUUUGCAUCUCUAUUCUUCAUGAACCUGGUGAGGAUAAAUAUGGUUAUGAAAAACCAGAGGAACGCUGGCUCCCUAUCCACUCUGUGGAAACUAUCAUGAUUAGUGUCAUUUUGAUGCUGGCAGACCCUAAUGGCGACUCACCUGCUAAUGUGGAUGCUGCGAAAGAAUGGAGGGAAGACAGAAAUGGAGAAUUUAAAAGAAAAGUUGCCCGCUGUGUAAGAAAAAGCCAAGAAACUGCAUUUGAGUGACAUUUAUUCAACAGCUAGAAAUUUCACUUAUUUCAGGGUCUCCAAUUGAGAAACAUGGCACUGUUUUCAUGCACUCUACCCACCUACUGCUGGACUUCUGUUGGAACAAGUU